Molecule: messenger RNA, 889 nt
Organism: Colletotrichum navitas
Lineage: Eukaryota; Fungi; Ascomycota; Sordariomycetes; Glomerellales; Glomerellaceae
Product: complex I intermediate-associated protein 30
Exons: 3
Coding region: 110-778 (222 amino acids)
Biological process (GO): NADH dehydrogenase complex assembly
Source: RefSeq, a predicted model, not a curated record
CUCAAUGUGUCGCACUCAAUUACAACUACUUACAAAAUAAAAACAAAAACCGCCUGAGAUAGCAUCCGAGGCAUUCAGCCAACUUCAUCCAACAAGAAAACCGCCGGUCAUGGCUCCCGACUGGCAGUUGCUCUACCUCUACGGAGGCGACAACCCCUGGGAUUCGAGUCUUUGGACCGAUUCCGAUGAUCGAGUACGCGGCGGCAAGAGCCAAUCUCACUUGCACUGCGAGUCACCGGAAAAGGCCAAAUUUUUUGGGAGCCUGGAUAUCUCAGCCCUGGGAGGGGCUGGUUUCGCAUCUCAAAGAACAAUUGGCACGCUCCAUCUGGAUCUGAGCCAAUACGACGGGCUUGCCAUCAACAUCUUGCAAAGUGACUCCAAGAAGUACACUCUCACCAUCAAAGACGAAAUCUUGCCGCCAAGAGAGGAUGGCCGUGACCAAAGCACGAUCAGCUGGGAGUAUGAUUUCAUACCCGAGGCUGGAGAGGUUAAGAUCUCAUGGGAUGACCUGAAGCCUACCUACAGAGGCAGGCCCAAAACCGACGCCAAGCCCCUAGAUGUGUCCAAUAUCAAGAGGAUCAGCUUCAUGAUGCGAAGCUUCUUUGGCACCCAAGAGGGUGACUUCAGCUUAACAAUUGCGCACCUAGCCGCCUUCAGCAAUCGGCCCACAUCAUCCGGCUCCGACGGGUCAUUUGAGAAAGAUGGUGCUGCUGUACAUGUACCGGACGAAGCUACCCCGCCAUCCUGGUGGGGUUGGGUUUGCGGAUGGGCUAGAUGACUCGAAUAAACAACGCGGCCCAGGAAGUCGAACAGGAUGUCCAUCCAUGCGAGGAAGACAGGGGGUAAAACAUAGUCACAGUUUGCGGUGGAAUGUCCAAGAGAACCAACA